AUGCGUCCUGCAGCUAAACGCACAACCUUGGAGGUGAUAUUUCAUUACAAAUUUCGAUCCAAAAAAAUCCUUCCCAUCUUCACCACCAUGCCUCCGCGACACAAGAAAAAAAGCAACGCUGCGGCCACGCCGUCGACCGCCGAGGAGUUCUUCUUCCAGGGUGGCCAGGACGAAGAGAGAGGCGAACGAUGGCUAAGUGGCAACGACUUGUCCAAGGGACUGCGAUUCUACGCCUCUGCGCUUGAAAACUACAAUCAGUGCGUGCAACGGAGUGCGGCUACGUCGUCGGACAGGUUCGACGCCUCCUACAACAUAGUGCGGCUCAAGUUCGACGUGUGGUACGAGGUCUACGAAUCGGGCGACUAUCUGCUCAGCGGCCACAUGACCCAGGCCGGCGGUCACACGGUGGGACUGGAUUCGUUGCUGGCCAACAUUUUCGUGUCUGGCACAAAGGAGGGCGCCCACGAGGAGGUGCUGGCCGGGUACAAGGGGCUUGUGGCUCAGCUUCCGUCGGACAACCGAACCUGGGACGUUUUGCAUGGCUACGGACUGGUGCUCACGACGCACAUUGAGGAGUACGGCGGCGGCGAUCGUGACGUGGAGGAGGCGCUGGGCGUGUUUGAAUCCGUUUAUAGGGCGCAAUUGGAUGAAUAUAACGAGUUCAAGCGACUCUUGGAGGAGUUUGAGAACGGGGGAGCAGCAGGAGACGAUCCAGAGAGUCAGACACCGAAAGCGACCGCCUCCACAGACCCACAGAACGUACCCAAGUACGCCAAUGCCGAAGAGUCGGUCAAUUUGGCCGAUUUGGUUGAAACACUCACCUGUGUCGUCAAAUUGGCGUCCUUGACGACACGCAACAGCGGUAUUCGCGAUGAUGUUGACCACCACGCCCAAAAGGCAACUUCCAAUAUUCUGCAGACAUUUCAGGAGAUGGUGCAGGUUAUUACCAAGGAAGGGUUCUCUGCCGACAUUGCGAAAACCACAGACGGGCUCCAAUCGACGCUCAUGGAUGCUGCCCAGACCAUUGGAAUGUGGAUAGCCAGUCGUCUGCAACCGACCGAGCUGGAGGCGUUUUGGAAGGGCGAAAACACCGCCGCCAUGCAGCAGAUUGAUCCUCUUUUGCCCGAGUUUCUUUCCCACGCAUCCGGAGCCCAAUGGACCAAUGCUGGCGUUCAGAGUAUUCUCGAUGUGAUUGAGGAGGGCCAGUACGAUGACAUUGAACAGUGGGCUCUGUUGGGGGCUGCCAACCGGCUGCUCCAGCAACAAGUCAAGUCCGUCACGCCCUCUACUCAGUCUCCCGUCGGUCUGGACGUUUUGACGUCAUAUUCCAAGCUUCCCAAGUUCCAGCUGGGUCUCGAAAUCGGCCAAAUGUACAUUUCGUUGGCCGAUAUCGACGUUAUGAGAGCCCGACUGUCGACCGAAUCGGCCCACAAGUUUGGUUCCACGCUGCUCAAAAAUGCUUCCACAUACUACACUUCUGCCGAAAACACUCUGAGCAUGGGCACGAUUGGAAUCAAAACUGCCGGUGGGGUCGUGAGAAAGCAGAGAAGACUGAAAAGUGAGGCUACUGUCAAGAAGCUAAUGCUGGAGGGCAGCGAAGCGAGCGUCGCCAAAGCAAAGAGGGUGCCUGGGUGGGAGAUUAUUCUGGAUCAAUAG
Messenger RNA from Yarrowia lipolytica CLIB122, 1656 nucleotides. RefSeq lists its product as uncharacterized. The record is from RefSeq and is a predicted model, not a curated record. NCBI's taxonomy places the organism in Eukaryota, Fungi, Ascomycota, Dipodascomycetes, Dipodascales.